Molecule: messenger RNA, 1534 nt
Organism: Phymastichus coffea
Lineage: Eukaryota; Metazoa; Arthropoda; Insecta; Hymenoptera; Eulophidae
Product: speckle-type POZ protein-like
Exons: 4
Coding region: 215-1339 (374 amino acids)
Biological process (GO): regulation of proteolysis; proteasome-mediated ubiquitin-dependent protein catabolic process
Cellular component (GO): cytoplasm
Molecular function (GO): ubiquitin protein ligase binding
Source: RefSeq, a predicted model, not a curated record
GUUUUGUCAAGACGCUCACUGUAUUUGGGAUUUGGAUCUGGCCACUUUGCGCUAUCUUGUAAUCUGAAAUAGUAACAAAUCAACGUUCACUUUAGGAUAUACAACAUAGACUUCUUCCCAAAGGAAAGAGAAGAGGAAAUUAGCCUAAUCAGAUAUUACUAAGCCACAGACUUUUUUCUUUUCAAGAUAUCGUUUCACUUAAUUGCAAAUCAUCAUGAGCGGAAACAAGGAUGAAAUGAAUAUGACACAAGUGCUGGUUACUCGGACUUAUAAAUGGGUCAUUGAUAAUUUUAGUGAAGAAGUCAUGAAAGGUGUGCCAAUGAGUUCACACCUGUUCGAGUAUAAAUAUACCUUUGAAAAUAGUAAUAUCAAAAAAACAUACAAAUCGUCCUGGGUACUAAAAUUACAUCCAAAAGGUUUCCAGAAUGAAAAUAAAGAUUAUAUUUGCGCUGAAAUUAUUUUCUUUGAUGACGAAUAUGAAUGUAACUUUCUAGCCAACUAUAAAUUAUCAAUACUGAAAGAUAAUAAUGAGGAAACGAAUUCACAUUAUGCCUCAGUUAAAUUCGAUUUUAGUAAUCUUGUUCUUACUCAUCGUAUAUUUAGAAAGUUCAUAAAACUCGAUUGGAUUUUGAAUAACUUGAAAGGUUUGCUGUCAAACAAUAAGUUGACUUUAUUAUUUAGUAUUUUAAUUCAGAAAGGAGAAAAAGUCAUUUUGACGGAAGAACCAACUUUCAGAAAUCGACUUCAAGUUUCUAAUGAUUUGGAAUGUUUUUACCAGAGCAAAAAGUACAACGAUGUUACUUUUAUUGUCGGCAAAGAAAAAUUCCAAGUUAACAAAAGCAUUUUUGCUGCUCGUAGUCCUGUGUUCUUCUCUAUGUUUAACUUGAAUAUGAAAGAGAAAAAUGAAGGCAAGGUAAAUAUUAACGAUAUUGAUCCCAAAGUUUUCAAACAGAUGGUGAAUUUUAUAUACAGCGGGAAAUUGCAAAAUGAUGAGUUUCUGGAAGAGCUUUACAUUGCGGCUGAUAAGUAUAAUAUCGAAGGGUUAAAAGAUGCAUGCGAACGAUCUUUAUGCAAUAGUAUUCAAGUCGAUAAUGCAAUCGAUAUGUUUCGAUUUGCCGAUUCUCACAAUGUAUUCGACCUCAAGAUUCAAGUUAAGCAAUUUAUUACGGUUCACGCGCCGCUCAUCGUUACAACUAAUGGGUUUCAGAACAUGGAUCCAUCUCAAAUUCAUCUGAUGAAGGAGCUGUAUUGUUCGCUGAUUCAGAAGUAUCAUUAUACCGAUACUAAUCAAUCAACCGGAAAUCCUGGUGAUAGUGACAUCGAAAAUGAAACACUUUAAUUGUCUACCAAUUUUAUGAUAUAAGUGUUAUCGCGUAUUUAACAUUUAAUUCUUAUUUGGUUUCACGUACAUAAUUGUUUUGUUUUGCCGCAUGAAAUAUUUAUAUCGGUUUACGUCGUUUUUGUUGGUAAAUAAAAUAUAUGUGUUCGAGUAAAAUAUCGUCGGAUUGAUCGAUAUAUUAAAGGUUAUUUUUGA